Molecule: messenger RNA, 532 nt
Organism: Spodoptera frugiperda (fall armyworm)
Lineage: Eukaryota; Metazoa; Arthropoda; Insecta; Lepidoptera; Noctuidae
Product: metallothionein 10-IV-like
Exons: 11
Coding region: 173-487 (104 amino acids)
Source: RefSeq, a predicted model, not a curated record
GAGAAAAGCUCUACUAGUUUCGAGCCACAGUGGGACUCUUCAUCACGAGCAGCGUGCGCGGACGCGUCGCAUAAAUUUACAUGACAAAGUAAUGAAUAGUAGAUGUAGCGUGUCAGAUUGCGCUAACCGAGUUAGCAGCGUGAAAUGAUGUGGCGCUGGUCUGCUCAUCACAAUGUCUCGCCUGAUUGGCUGCUGGCUGAUUGUGCUGCUCGUGUUUGUUGAGAAAACUCUAUGCUACUGUGAUGCCAGAUGUUCUGGUGAGAAGUGUCAGGCAGGGUUCGUCAAAGAAAAAUGCAUAGCUUCAUGUGACUCCUACUCGUGCUCGUCGGGGUGCGUGGGAGCUGAAUGCCUGUCAACAUGUAACGGAAUGUAUUGUACGGCAGGGUGUACAGGAAUCUCCUGCACAGCUUCUUGUGUCGGACUAUCCUGCCAAGCAUUUUGUCAAGGCAAGGACUGCGUGAAACAAGACAAGCUCUGGCUGCGGUAGACUUUAACUAAACCACGUCAAUCAAUAAAUAUUGUUUCGUAAGAA